Molecule: messenger RNA, 1219 nt
Organism: Manduca sexta (tobacco hornworm)
Lineage: Eukaryota; Metazoa; Arthropoda; Insecta; Lepidoptera; Sphingidae
Product: chitin deacetylase 8
Exons: 6
Coding region: 33-1187 (384 amino acids)
Biological process (GO): carbohydrate metabolic process
Molecular function (GO): hydrolase activity, acting on carbon-nitrogen (but not peptide) bonds
Source: RefSeq, a predicted model, not a curated record
GGCACCGUAUUACUUAAACAUAAUACUUGAAAAUGAAGUGGAUAGUGCUUCUGCCUUUGCUCCUCGCCUUGACUUUCGCCGAAGAGGCUGAAGAUAACGAGUUAAAAAUUGCCGAAGAAUGUGACAGGGAAGCGUGCAAGUUACCGGAAUGCAGGUGUUCAUCCUCUGAUAUACCCGGGGGACUGAAGCCAAGGAACACGCCGCAGUUUGUGACCGUCACCUUCGACGAUGCUGUCAACGUUUUGAACAUCGAAACGUACAGGGCCAUCCUUUACAACCGCAGAAACUCCAACGGUUGUAAUGCAGGAGCCACAUUCUACGUCAACCAUGAGUACACCAACUACCAGUUGGUCAAUGAACUGUAUAACAGAGGGUACGAGAUAGCCCUGCACUCCAUUACGCACAGAACUCCUAACUCCUUCUGGGCAACGGCUACCUAUGAAGACUUGGUUAAGGAGUUUGUUGAUCAGCGUCGCCAGAUGUCUCAUUUUGCUAAUAUCCCCAUGAAUGCCAUUCAAGGUAUACGCAAGCCUUUCCUGCAGCUGAGUGGAAACACAAGCUUCCUGAUGAUGGCUAACCAUGGACUCAAAUACGAUUGCUCCUGGCCCAGUAAUGUCCACACCGACCACGCCCUCUGGCCGUACACCCUUGAUCACGCUUCGACUCAGGACUGUCCCAUCGGCCCGUGCCCCACUGCGUCGAUCCCUGGACCCUGGGUGAUGCCUAUGAUCUCCUGGAGGGACCUUAACAACUUCCCAUGCUCAAUGGUUGAUACUUGCGUGUUCUUCCCUGACCGUGAAGACGAGGACGAAUGGUUCAAAUUCAUCAUGAGUAACUUCGAGAGGCAUUACUUCGGCAACCGCGCGCCUUUCGGUUUCUUCGUCCACGAAUGGUACAUCAGGGAGUACUCUGGAGUAAGGAAGGCGUUCAUCAGAUUCAUGGACGUCAUCAACAAUAUACCAGAUGUGUUUAUGGUGAACUCAAAUGAAGUGAUCGAGUGGGUGAAGAACCCCAUUCCAGUGAAUGAGUACAGAGAAAAACGUUGCCCCUCCCACACCCCGUCUGUCUGCCGACAUGCAUCGUGCGGCCCUCUGAGAGGAGAACACAACAACCUGGACUACUGGAUGCAGAUUUGUACGUCGUGCCCGCGCAACUACCCGUGGUUCGGAAACCCUCUGGGCCAAUAAAUCUAUUUUUAAAUAAAUUAUUUUAAUUUUUA